This is a messenger RNA of Drosophila innubila, 962 nucleotides long. RefSeq names its product NAD(P)H-hydrate epimerase (gene Naxe). The record is from RefSeq and is a predicted model, not a curated record. The coding region runs from base 20 to 877 and encodes 285 amino acids. The transcript is spliced from 2 exons. Gene Ontology annotation, molecular function: NAD(P)HX epimerase activity. NCBI's taxonomy places the organism in Eukaryota, Metazoa, Arthropoda, Insecta, Diptera, Drosophilidae. Gene Ontology annotation, cellular component: mitochondrion.
AAAACAGUUUUACAAAAUCAUGCGAAUUUUCACAAGGCAACUUGUCAAGCUCAACAGUUUGGCAACUUGCUGGCUACAAAAUCGUGCACAGUGCAAUUUUGCAAACAUCGUUAUGCGGCAAGAACAACAAUUACAACAACAUCAAAAUAAACAAGGGAAAGCGUUUUGUCAUUGCAGAAACAACAGCAUGAUAAAAUAUUUAAAUCAAAUCGAGGCGAUCAAUGUGGACCAGGAACUCUUCAAUGAAUACAAAUUUAGUGUGGAUCAGCUUAUGGAGCUAGCCGGACUCAGUUGCGCUCACGCCGUAACGAAAUGCUUUCCUGCUGAUCGCUUUUCCCGUGUCCUCGUUUGUUGCGGUCCCGGUAACAAUGGCGGCGACGGACUGGUCUGUGCCCGCCACUUGGCUCUUUUGGGAUACAAGCCGACCAUUUAUUAUCCAAAGCCAACUCCAAAACCACUCUAUGAGAAUCUAACACAUCAGUGUAAACAAAUGGAGAUUAGGGACAUUGUCGAUUGCCCCACCGUGGAGACGGCUGUCAAUAGUUACGAUAUAAUUGUAGAUGCUCUGUUCGGCUUUAGUUUUAAGCCACCUGUACGGGCCGACUUUGUGUCCGUCGUGGAGCUGUUGCAGCAGACAAAACUCCCUAUUGCCAGUGUAGAUAUACCAAGCGGUUGGGAUGUGGAGAAGGGCAAACUCCAAGAUUGUGACCUGCAGCCCACUCUGCUCAUCUCACUCACUGCACCAAAGCUAUGCGCCAAACACUUUAAUGGUAAAUAUCACUAUCUAGGUGGACGCUUUGUGCCGCCAGCACUUGAACGCAAAUACGAGCUAAAUCUACCCGCCUAUCCUGGCAAUGAACUGUGCGUCGAAUUGUAAUAAAAACAUUCUAUAAAUUUAUGGCUGCUAUCCAAAAAUGUGUGAUGUAUGUAAUACAAAAAUACAAACAAAUUUACUAGAAUAA